AUGGCAUGGUGCACCUUUGAACAGUCGAUUCCAUACUUCCUGCGCUCUGUUUUCCCCUUAAUCACCAUACCAAAGGCACAUCGGGCUCGAUCGAAGCUGCAGUUCAUUAUGGCAGAAUACUUCACUCCUGAGCAUGACCUGAACGACCCUAGCACGGCACAGCUUGUCAUGAACCGUGCUAACGCUCCGCCCAAGCACUAUUUCAUGCGCGAAUAA
Ilyonectria robusta is the source of this 216-nucleotide messenger RNA. RefSeq lists its product as uncharacterized. NCBI's taxonomy places the organism in Eukaryota, Fungi, Ascomycota, Sordariomycetes, Hypocreales, Nectriaceae. Bases 1 to 216 code for a protein of 71 amino acids. The transcript has 2 exons. The record is from RefSeq and is a predicted model, not a curated record.